Molecule: messenger RNA, 582 nt
Organism: Phytomonas sp. EM1
Lineage: Eukaryota; Euglenozoa; Kinetoplastea; Trypanosomatida; Trypanosomatidae
Source: the annotation of a GenBank genome assembly
AUGUUCGAUAUCAUCGCGGAUGCUCCUGAAAAUGUGUUGAGUGCCGUGAUUUCUUCUCUUCCUGAGGAGGGAGAAGAAGGGUAUGGGACAAAGGGGGCCAGUGCACUGAGAUCGCAGGAUCAAGGGGAGUUGCUAAGAUGCCCUCCAUCUUCAUUGUGUGGUGGGAUAUCAACGAUAGAUACGUUGACAGACGCUGAAGGGUUUUACUACCGCGACGUGGCUUUUCACGGCUAUGUGCUGAGUGUGUUGAUGGCCAUUGGGCUGGCGAUGGAGAAGGUGAAUCCGCUAAUAACCCAAAAGGUUUCCGAGUUGGCAGCCCGAUAUGCGGACAACGUUCUUGGAAUGCGAUGCACCAUGUUGGAUGCGUUUCUUCGUGGUGGUGGUGAGCCGCCCCAUACGACUGCAGGGGUGUGCUUGAGUGCGUCCGUAAUCCCUGAGCUGGGUGAGAGCCACGACAUCACGACAUUCCCUCGCUUUUUCUUCAAUGCACUGAAUUCCGACUUGCUUAAGGCUCUCGAGGAUCCACGUGAGUUCUGGGUGAGACUUCCACCGCUGCACUGUUUGCGAUGCAUCCCGUGCUGA